CGACUUCGAGUCUCGUCCGUGGUCCUCAGCCUCGCCUCACCUGUCUUCAAGGCGCUGCUGAGCCCUAAAUUUCGAGAAGGCAUUGCGCUCGCCACCAACGGCUAUGUCGAAGUUCCCGUUCCAGAAGAUGCCGCAGAGCCGACUACCAUGAUGCUCAAGGCUCUACACAUGAACCAAGACAUUAUGAAACACGUUCCGGAGGCGCAUGAAAUCUUGGAAACAGCCAUCGUGGCCGACAAAUACGACUGCUGCACCGCCAUGCAUCACAGCGCAUUCUAUUGGAUCUCGAGCGCCAGGAAGGAGUCCACGGUGGACGAGAUGCAUGAGCUAAUUGUGGCCUCGUACGGGAAAACAUGAGCGACGAAGAUGGAUCUCCAAAUGAGAUUGACGAAAUCGGAUGCCUCACCACGACCUGUUCCUACCAAUCACGACGCACGCAAGCGCUCUUGAAAAGACUCCAGCAGCUGGACCUCUGGCCAAGAAGUACGUUAGAGUCACAGUCUUUGGCCGAGUGUCUCCAGAGCUUGAGAAACAUUGGACCGGGGUGGCUUACCAGUGUUUGGCAAUGCUGCCAGCGCUGCAUAGGAGAGGAAUUCAGUGACUCUGCCCGGAUGGUCCUCGAUUUUCAGGAAAAGGCCGAUGAGUUUAAAGUGUUGGAGAGCCGUUUCUGCCUGAGCUGCGUUCGUGAAGGUGACCCGUGGCGGAUCCUAGUGUGUUGGGUGUGUAAGCACUACCAGGAGAAUUCGAGAACGGAGGAAUAAUGGCACACGGAAUGAGACGGGCACGGCUGAGAGAAACCUACAUUUACAGGCUCAUCCAUGGAGCCACUAACAUCGGAACACAUGGAACGCGGCAAGACUACGAAUGUAAAUUGAGAUCCGCGAAGACCGAGGAAAUUCUUCAGUCAUC
Messenger RNA from Pseudocercospora fijiensis CIRAD86, 909 nucleotides. RefSeq lists its product as uncharacterized. NCBI's taxonomy places the organism in Eukaryota, Fungi, Ascomycota, Dothideomycetes, Mycosphaerellales, Mycosphaerellaceae. The transcript has a single exon. The coding region runs from base 354 to 761 and encodes 135 amino acids. The record is from RefSeq and is a predicted model, not a curated record.